AUGUCGGUGUUGAUUGAAAAUCCCGCCGCUUGUGAAAUCAGAUCUGCCAUUCGUUUUCUGAAUGCGAGGAAAGUGAAACCUAGUGAAAUUUAUCGGCAAAUUUGCGAUGUUUAUGGACCAAAAGCAAUGAGUGAUUCAAUGGUGAGAAGAUGGGUCCGAAAGUUCAAUGACGGACGUAGUGAUGUGCACGAUGAAGAACGAAGUGGGCAUCCAUCUUUGGUUACAGAAGAACUGGUUCACGUGUUUGAGAUGACAAGAUCCAUGAAAAACGAAAGUUUACAAUUAGUGCUCUCGCUAUGGAAUUUCCCCAAAUUCACGAUCACUAAUGUAUUAAAUUGUUACCGAAAAACUGAAAUUUCGUAA
This is a messenger RNA of Stegodyphus dumicola, 363 nucleotides long. Its product is annotated as protein GVQW3-like. Lineage: Eukaryota; Metazoa; Arthropoda; Arachnida; Araneae; Eresidae. The record is from RefSeq and is a predicted model, not a curated record.